UGGAUUCAAGCGGGGCGCUGGGAGCAGUUGUGGCGCCUCCCCUAGUCAACAUCGACGAUCGUGGCUAGUGUGCGGUGGCAGCUCCGCCCGUCGAGCUUCUCGCGUGUCUUUUGACGUGAGAGGUGAGAAAGUGAGAAGGAUUGGUGGGAGACACAGCGUUUUUCCCCCCAAGCGUCGGCGGAUGAGGAGACGAGAGGAGAGCCCGCUUCUUCUCCCAUCUUCUGCUGCACUUCAUUCACAUGGCCCAGCCCAGCCCAGCAAGGGAUUACAUGUAGUAAUGUACAUGUAGUUCGGAAAGAAGGCCACGGCCAACCCUGCAAUCGUCACUGGCCCCCACAUACCUACGGAAAGUGCUCCUAAACAGACAUUUGCCACACCACCACCAUCACCACCACCACCACCAAUAGCCAUCAACACAGGCUUGCAAAACUGCCUACGCAUUCUUGGAGCGUCUCUAACACUCACUUACCUGCAUUCACAAAAGGCUCGACCUGCAGUCUGGGCUUUUAGGCCUCCUUCUGACGCGGUCGCAGCCAGUUCGCUUUGACUGCUUCAAACAACGACAUCUGCCUACCUUUGCCGCAAACGCAAUGCCACCCAGUGAAGAGAUUUCUGGGGCGUACAGCCACACCAUUUCGCCAUACGCAGAUGUGGCGUUUGAGCCAUCCGCAGCCUUCAUGUUCGACGAGGCUGGAGAUGAGGAAUUCCCGGAUAUGGAGCGCAAUCUGGUCUCCCUCAAUGCGUUCAACGCGACUCAUGGCCGAACACAGCAUUUCGAUAUGCUCGAUGGUGACAAGUAAGUGCAACUGCAACCAGUGUCGAGACACCUUCCAUGUUGACUGUUGCAGCAAUUCUUCCCAAAUGCCAUGCGCAGAGCUCGACCACUCCAUAUUCCUCGAUCCAACCCUCGGGCAAUCACCAGCAUCGACGCCAUGGAUGCAAGAGCAGCCACGGCAGGACUUCCACUUGCAGGUUUCGCAAGCAGAAAUCUUAGCUGGUCGCGCUUCCAGCGUUUCGCAGCAGCAUGGGCAGAUCACACCACCCGACGACAACUCGCCCACCGUGUCUGGGAACGCUUCCCACCAGCCCCCUCAACGUGUAUCGGGCGGCGCGCCGCCGAUGAAUGCCAAGUCAGAACGAGCCCGCAAUGCAGCCAACCAGCGUCAUGCGAAAGCCAAGAAGGCGAGGAAGGAUAGCGUGCAGAGUCGCAAGCUGGAUAGUCCGAUUGAUGAGGAGGGCGAAGAGGUGGAUGGAAAGCGCGAGAAGUAUCGAGAGAAGAAUCGGGUCGCGGCAUCAAAGUGUCGAGCGAAGAAAAAGAUGCACACCGAAGACCUGGAAGAGUCAGCUCGACAAAUCAUGGCAACCAAUAGCAAACUGAGAGCCGAGGAGCGGGAGCUUCGAGACGUCUUCUCGAGUCUCCGUCACCUGGCUCUUUCCCACGAUUCCACCCAGGGCUGCAAAUGCUCGGCCAUACACAUGUACAACAACCACAAGGCCAACGAGGCGGCGAGGACAGCGGCCAUGGGCCUGAUCGGCAUGGGUGUGUCCUUCCAGAACAACCCGUCUCCAUCGACGGAAAGUGACAUGUCAAACCUCAACUCUCCUCAAUUCGGUCCAGAAUCCAGGGCACAAUCAUUCUCGACAAGCAGGCCAAGAUCCUUGGCUCAACACGGCAGAGACCAGCCGAUGGGCGAGCAGGUCGGAUACCUAGUACCUGGCACAGUUUCUGAGCCGCGAAGGCAGUCGCAGUCGGCUCAGCAUGUGGGUGUCCUAGACGCAGCUGGAGAUUGCGCUCUUGGUCCCACGAACGAGACCGAAGACCACAGCAUGGAACUGUGCUGAUGAUGUUGACGGCGUACAGUGCUGAGGUACCAGUUGCAGCGGAAGUGCGGUGACGAAGAAGCCGGUUUGAGCAGGAUUGCAUUGAGAUACGGGAGCAUGCUCCAGAUUAUGAUUCAUGAGUAUACGGCCAAUUCUGCGCAGCCAGCAGAAUAAAUAUGCGGCCUUUUUGCGAAUAAUUGAAGAUCAGUCAUCAGAUCUGGCGGUGAUAUAACCUUGGUCAUAGAUAUGCUUUUGAAUGACCUUGAGGCGAUGGAGCAGAACAGUGCAGUCUUUUUCCUAUUGCAAUGGGUAUCGCGGUGGAAGUCUUGCAUCAUGAAGGGUGGCGACCAUAGCUCAGAGGGCUCAGAAAGGGAAAUCCGCCCGAUUGCAGUCUGGAGAUCCAUGGGUUCCCCAGGAAGUGUUUUGGCAAAUCCGUCGCAGCCGGGCAGGCCAUCGGACAUUCAGUGGCGGCACAAUGCCGAGCGAAGCUGAACCUCGUGAUUCUUCGAAGUCAUUCUGUGGCUGCAAGGUCUGCCUCUGAUGUGGACUUGUGCGCGAGUGGGCCCGAUCGUUGUCGUUUUUCUGUGACCGGUUGGCGGCGCGGGGAGACUGCAACAGUUAUCAACUACAUCUUUGCGCAUCGUCAGCUAUAUUGAUAUAUGUUAUCAGACUUACGUUGUUGUUACAGCUCGAUUAGUCGUACACAGCCAUGGUCGAGUUUGGAUCUAGUGUCACCUCCCGCUGCAAGUGUAAAGAGCCACGAAAGAGGCAAACGCUGGCGAUGAUGCAAGUUGACUUUUAUUGAUUGCGAGGUCGCUCUGAUUGAUUGAUCGAUCAUGAUGUUGCAAUGCAAGGCUGGUUGUGCUCGUGCAAUUUCUGCUGGUGAUUUGGUGUCACUCAACUCUCACACACACACCAGGAUUCUCCGAGUGCCGUCAGAUGCGACCGACGACGCACUCGAAAUAGCCCAAGCGAGCUACGCGAUACGGGCGGUGUCGCAAGUCGUCGUGAGCCAUGGUCGUAGAGGCGAUAGGAUCGAAGUGGGGAUCUUCGAUGGUCGUUCUGGGAGGCCAUGUUUCACCGCAUACGGCAUCUUCGUCCAUGGUCGCGAUUCUUGUCAUGUUGAUGUCGAGGAGAAAAGAGAGAGAUAGAGAUAGG
Messenger RNA from Sphaerulina musiva SO2202, 2979 nucleotides. RefSeq lists its product as uncharacterized. The record is from RefSeq and is a predicted model, not a curated record. Gene Ontology annotation, biological process: regulation of transcription by RNA polymerase II. NCBI's taxonomy places the organism in Eukaryota, Fungi, Ascomycota, Dothideomycetes, Mycosphaerellales, Mycosphaerellaceae. Bases 862 to 1842 code for a protein of 326 amino acids. The transcript has a single exon. Gene Ontology annotation, molecular function: RNA polymerase II cis-regulatory region sequence-specific DNA binding; DNA-binding transcription factor activity, RNA polymerase II-specific.